AUGGUACGUGUGACUGUGGGCGCCAAUAAAACACCCUUCACAUUUCACAAGAACCCCCUCCGCCGGCAUUCUGAGUACUUCUCUCGCGCAUUCGGACCCAACUUCAAAGAAGGCAGAGAUGGCGUCUUGCAUCUUCCCGAGACCUCUAAGACGACCUUCCGCCUUUUUCAGACUUGGGUCUACCUUCAAAUAACUCGUUCGCCUCCAGGUCUUAGUGAGGUGGAAGCUCUAUUAAGCCCUGCAGCGCGCAUGACCCGAUCUUUGAACGCUGAUGUCUCAGCUCACACGCGUACCAGGACGGAAGAGACAAAUCAAAACAAGUCAGAUGCUGACUCCGACUGUAAUAACGAUGUUUUGAACAGCCUCUUCCAUCUCUAUCGCUUUGCGGAUGCAUACGAGUGCGUCAAACUGCGCAAUGACGUUAUCAGCGCCUUCAGCGACCUUACGAAAGAUGGAUUGGCUCCCGACCCCGAAACGAUCGCUUUCAUGUUCGAAGAAUUACCUCCUUCUUCUACCAUCUGUCAAUACUUCGUCAAGAGUGCUGCGCUGAAUUGGGGCCACUACAGGGGCCCUUAUCGAGCGCUACUCGAGGCUACACCGCUGCCCCAAGAUUUCUUAGUAGAAGUUGUGCGCAUCAACCACAAGAUUGCAAGCAAAGGCAAAGGAAUGGAUGCAUUAUGCAACGAGAUACAAGAUCGCUGUAACUUCCACGAGCAUGCAACGGAAGAUGAAAAGCAGCUGUGUAAGUCAAGAAUGCUUCAGGACGCGCCGUACAUAGACGCUCUUAUCUUAGCGUGCUUGGAGGUCUCGAAAGGCGGACAAAUGGCAUGA
Molecule: messenger RNA, 831 nt
Organism: Alternaria novae-zelandiae
Lineage: Eukaryota; Fungi; Ascomycota; Dothideomycetes; Pleosporales; Pleosporaceae
Exons: 1
Coding region: 1-831 (276 amino acids)
Molecular function (GO): protein binding
Source: RefSeq, a predicted model, not a curated record